This is a messenger RNA of Oldenlandia corymbosa var. corymbosa, 1572 nucleotides long. Lineage: Eukaryota; Viridiplantae; Streptophyta; Magnoliopsida; Gentianales; Rubiaceae. The record is from the annotation of a GenBank genome assembly.
AUGCAUACUUCAAUUUGCUGCUUCCUUUCGGAUCUCAUUGACCUACUAUUGUCAGCUUCAAAAUCUGAACCCGAUAUUAGCAAUCUCUUGCAAUGCCUUUCGCAUGAAUUUGGAUCAUCCUCAUCGGAUGUUCUUCAUGUUCCUUCAACCUCGGAUUCCUCGUAUUCAUCUUUGUUGGAUUCCACGGUUCAAAACAAGAGAUUUCUCACCUCCACAACCCCAAAACCAGUAGCUAUAGUAAGACCUUCAACAUAUGAUCAAGUUCAGGCCACAGUGAAAUGUUGCAAGAAACACGGAGUCCAGAUUCGAACCCGAAGUGGCGGUCAUGAUUACGAAGGCCAAUCCUACACAUCAAAAGUCCCUUUCAUCCUGCUUGACCUUCAAAAUCUGAAUUCAGUUGAUGUCAAUCUUGAAGAAGAAAACACCGUAUGGGUUCAAUCUGGAGCCACGAUCGGCGAACUGUAUUACUGGAUCGUCCAGAAAAGUGCAAAUCUUGCCUUUUCAGCAGGGAUCUGUAACACUGUUGGCGUUGGUGGACACCUAAGUGGAGGCGGCUAUGGUACGAUUUCACGAAGAUACGGCCUUUCUGCGGAUAAUGUCCUGGAUGCUGUCAUAGUUGAUGCGGACGGGCGAAUUCUGGAUCGAAAAUCCAUGGGGGAAGAUUUGUUUUGGGCUAUAAGAGGCGGUGGAGGAUCGAGUUUCGGCGUCAUUCUUUCGUGGAAGAUCAAGCUUUCUGAAGUUCCAUCCAUUGUCACGGUUUUCAGAGUAGCCAGGACUCUGGAGCAAGGAGGGACUGAUCUUGUAGAAAAAUGGCAGAAAGUUGGGAGUGAAUUCAGUAAAGACUUAUUCAUGAGGUUGGUUAUUGAAGCAGUUGGAGAAGGGAAUAAAAGAACUAUUCGAAUCAAGUUCGAAACCUCAUUCUUGGGUAAUAUUGGUCAGCUUCUUGCCAUAAUGAACCAGAAUUUCCCUGAACUUGGUUUGAAAAGAGAAGAUUGUGUCGAGACAAGUUGGAUUAAGUCCAUCCUGUUUUUCGCCAAUCGAAACAUGGAAGAUAUGGAUCAACUGAAAAACAAGGUACCGGAUCCAAGAAGAUUUUUCAAAGCAACAUCAGAUUAUGUAAAGGAACCAUUAUCAAAGACUGCGCUGGAAAUGUUCUGGAAAUGGUGUCUGGAGGAACAGAGUCCUAUAAUUAUCUUCGAACCUUACGGCGGAAUAAUGGAUGAGAUACCUGCAGAAAGUCUUCCAUUCCCUCAUAGAAAAGGUAUCCUGUACAACAUUCAAUAUUUGGUGCAAUGGGAUGAUGUUGAAGAAUCGGAUGAUCACAUAAAUUGGAUUCGGAGAUUAUUCCGAAAUAUGACUCCUUUUGUGUCCAAAGAGCCAAGAAGUGCUUAUUUGAAUUACAGAGAUCUUGAUUUCGGCGUUAAUAAGAUGGAUGGUACAACAACUUAUUCGGAAGCUGAAGAAUGGGGAAGCAAGUAUUUUGGCAAAAAUUACAUGAGAUUGGCACUGGUAAAGAGGAAGAUUGAUCCCCAAAACUUCUUCAUGGAUGAACAGAGCAUUCCACCAUUUUGA